AUGGCGUGGAAUCAGGCCCCAGUAACUGUCACCACGCUUCCCAACGGCGUCCGUGUGGCAACAAAGGAGACCUUUGCUGAGACGGCCUCCGUGGGUGUCUAUCUGGAUGCUGGUGUCCGAGAUGAGACGAAAGAGACAAGAGGUGCCACCUACCUGUUGGAACAACUCUCGCUCACUGGCACAACGAAGAGGCCAAUGGCUAAACUUGAAGCAGAGAUUGAGUCAUUGGGGGCGACCCUGGACCUGAGCUAUGGUCGCGAGCAUUCCGCCUUCAACAUGACCAUGUUCAAAGGCGACCUCGCGCAGGGUGUCGACAUUCUGGCAGAUAUGGUCACUGCUCCUGCGCUUGGCAACUUGGCCAAAGAGAAGCAGGGCAUCUUGCGCAAGCUUGAGGAUGUUGAGCAGCCAACCCGCCAAGUUAUUGAUGACAGGCUUCACGCAUGUGCCUUCCGGGACUACUCCCUGGGCUUUUCUACGGUGGGGCCAUUUGAGGGCAUUGAGACCCUGACUCAGGACCACUUGAAGAAGUACCAUGAGACCAACUUCACAGCUGAUAAGAUGGUAAUUGCGUCUUCCGGAGCUGUGAAGCAUGAAGAGCUUGUGAAGCUGGCCGAAAAGGCCUUCGGUGGUGUCAAGGCUGGCCCUCCUCGGGUCUAUACCACGAAGCCCUACUUCUGCGGUGCGCAGCUCCUCUACCGCAACGACGAGAUGGGUCCCCUGGCCUAUAUCUCCACAGGUUGGGAGGCCGUUCCCUGGAAGAGCCCGGAUGCUGUGACCUUCAUGGUGAUGCAGGCAAUCAUUGGCAGCUACAAGAAGAAUGCAGGGCUGGUGCCUGGCAGCAUCUCAGGCAACCGUGUCACAAACUCUGUGGCAAACAAGAUGGGCGUGGGUUGUGCUGAGGAGUAUGAAUGCUUCAUGCAUUUCUACAAGGACACUGGCAUGUUCGGUUGGUACAUUGUCUGCGAUGAGGUCGCUGUGGAACAUGCGGUCGGCGAACUUAUGUUCGGCUGCAACUUGCUUUCGUUCUCGGUGACCGAUGAGGAGGUGGAGCGUGCAAAGCGAGAACUCAAAGCCACCCUCGUCAACGGCUCUGGCAGCACCCGCGACAGCUGCAACCAGGUGGGCAAGGAGGUCUUGGCCUACGGUCGUGGGGUUCCCCCAGCAGAGAUGAUGCUCCGCAUCGAUGCAGUUGACGCAGAGGAGGUCAAGCGUGUGUCCUACAAGUACCUCAAUGACCAGGAGAUCUCUUGCACGGCGCUUGGGCCGCUCCACGGCAUGCCGGAGCUGUACAUCAUGCGCCAGGCCACCGCGCUCCUCGGCAACACUUUUGUGCAUGUUAUGCUGGCGUCUACAGUAGCAUGGGCUGAUGCAAAUGCCAAAGAAAGGGUGUCCAUUUUCCAUAGAAGUUGGAGAGAAGCAAGCAUCCGACAAGGCAAACUUUACUUGCAUGGAAACUGCUUAGCCUCAGCAAGCGCCAUAGUCGUUAUACUCUUCCUGUCUAUGUCAAAGAGAGGACCACCCACACUCAGGCAAACGAAUGACUACAGCACAUUGCAAAAAGCUAUGCAGGCCAAAAAGGGGCUUGCAACAAGGCGAGAUGCUCGUCCGCUCAAGAGCAAGGCAACGAUAUGA
Symbiodinium natans is the source of this 1632-nucleotide messenger RNA. The record is from the annotation of a GenBank genome assembly. NCBI's taxonomy places the organism in Eukaryota, Dinophyceae, Suessiales, Symbiodiniaceae.